AACAGAUAUGAACGUAUUGAGUUGUGUGACAAAAGUGUCAAAACAUUUCGGGAAUUUUGGACGCCAUUUCCCUGCGGUACAUCCGCAAAAAUCCUCGCAGCGUGUACGCGCGUGUACCGCACAUGAUGGCACAAUUUGUUCUGAAAAUAGAAAAAUUGUCCCAUAUCAUGGGGACAACCCCAGUACUAGAAAUGGCGCGCGCUUACGGUCUCCGUCCCCGAUUAUGGCUCCUGAUAUAUCUCAAUGCCUUGAAAAGUCAAAACCUUUAGUGAGAUGCAUUUUUAUUGAUAGAAUCCCAAAUAUAUUGAUUUAGUUUGGUUAAAAACUAGUAUAUAAGAACGUUGAAACUAUUAAGGGAGUGAUCAACGGGUUACACUUACAUAAAGUUGUACAUGUGAACCACAGAUUAAGAAAAAAAUAUGGAAUACGGAACCGGAAUCCUGGCGGAAUCCGGAAUCCGAAGUCCGGAAUCCUGAUAUUAACAAUGACGACAGAAAUAAUUCACUUCAGCAAUGCUCAAUAAAUAAAAUAAUAUACUCUAAGGGAAAAAAACCUUUUGUUGUUGUUUAUUUUCUUAAAUUUACUUAACUUCAACCACAAAGUGUAAUUGUGUAAGGUAUAAAAAAUGACUUAGUUUUGAACAACCCCUAGCUAUAUAUCUGGUCAGGUAGUUCAAAAGGGAGAUAAAGUUAUCCAUUGGGUAAAUCCGACUAUUCAGUCAGGGUUAGUGAUUUUUCGGGUGGAUAGAGUUACCCAUAGCUUGCGAACAGGCUCUAGUGUCUAUAAUUAUAGUUGGUGUUGUAGGAGCGGCAUUUCAUGUACAAACGAUGGUACUCGGUUGAUUAUCACACUCAUCGCAUCGAAAUAUCGCCGUGAUUAGAUGCAAGUUCCUGUAAGUUUACUACAUAUGCCGCAUUUUCUUAACGGCUGAAAUUUGGACGGAAACGGAUUAAGAUCUUCAUAACUCAACUGUGUUGUAUUGCGCUUCUUUACCAGUUAAAAGCAUCAUUUUCUCGUGCGCCAAAGAGCCGGGAUCCCCCGGGAUCCCCGGGAUUCUGAAAACGUGAGGCUAGCGUGAAGACACAAAGAGGAACCUUACUCGCCACGCGCGACCUUGCCAUUGCGCAUGCGGGAUCCACGUUAUAUUAAUUUGAGCUAUUAAGAUAUCUACUUGGCCAAAAUAACUCAAAAUGCCUUGAUUGAGACCUUUAAGCGCGACCAGCAUUCUCGUUCCUAUAGUUUAUCCCCAGCUCUAAAGGCCGCGAUCCUUUUUGCACCUAAAGAACCAAAGGAAAAGAAUGUUGGUUUGCCCUGCACCAAUCGAUUGCUCAAGACUUCGAAGAAAUCGAUAUAUUGUAUCGGUCUCUGCUACAUCAAUUUAUUUUAUCAUUUGACUAGUUUGAUUCCUGUCUUUGAUCCAACGUACAUGAAACAGAGUUGAACCAGUCCACAGAAAAACACUUGUAGAUUUUGUCAUCACGUACCAAAUCUUCUUUGAUUUACAUCCUCAUAUCCAUUAUCAGGAGGAACGAAGAUUAAAAAAAAUUCUGUUCAACUAUCAGAAAAUUCAGAAGAAGCGCAGCAGUCAUCUGUCAUGUGAUUUCGAUUUAAUCCCAUUUUUCUGUUGGAAGUAAAUAAAUCGACUUUGUACCAAAAGAAUCAUCACUUGAGCUAGCCAACUCAAACAAGUUUUCCGAUUGGAGGAGAACGUAUCACGUGUCAUGGAUCAAACACAUUAAUUUCCUAGGGAAUUAAUGUAUAGUCAAUUCAAAAUAAAGGAUUCCCAAUCUUACGGUUCUGCGAUUAUUCUGAUUAACUCGUAAUCAAGAAUUAUACAAGUGUUACUCAAAGGAACUUACUUCAUAAUAGAAAGUUUACGGGAGAGAAAACUUUGAAGAGAUCAAGCUAAGCAAGUGACAUGUCAGAUAUAGCUGGAGAAAGGUAUAAAUCAUUGUUAAUCGUAAACGAAUCAAGCAAUGCACAGGUCACUCUCUACCUUUAUCCCACAUGGGAUUUCAUUUGCUGGCUUUCCUUCGAGUCAAAAAUAAUCAAACCAAACGGCGGGAAGUACCUUCAUCGCAGCAGUAAGGGUUUCAAGUUCAAGCUCGAGGCUAUUAAGUUUGAAGAUGGCCGUCGAUCAAAGCAGACCCUCCAAGAACUUGAGGAGUGGACUGAAGACAAAUUACUCAAGAUCACUAAGUCACUUGAUAUCUCUGAGGGAAGGCUGGAAGAUUUCCCAGAAGAGAAAACAAUAUGUUUACGAAAAGUACAACGAGACAAAGAACUGAAAAGUACCAGCGGUAGACGAAAUCUGUAUGAGAUUUUGGGUUUAGACAUGAAGCAAGUUCGAAAAAUGCCAAAGCAAGACCAAAUCAAAGCCAUCAAGAGGGGGUUCCAGAGAGAAAUACAGCGCUGGCAUCCCGAUAAAAAUUUUGGCGAUGAUGAGAAUGCAAAGGAGAUAAUAAUAGCACAUGAAAUUCUCAAGGAUGAAGAAAAGAGAGCACGUUACCACAAUGAGGCUGACUACGACAAUGGCUGGUUGUCACUAAAACGCUUCAAAGCAAUUUUUUGGCCCGAAUGCGUCACAGAGGAGCAAAAGAAAUCCCGCAAGCAUAGAAUGAUUAUGUUUGCUUUGUCACUUGGAAUUGUAAUUGGAGGCAUUGCCCUAACUGUCUGCACAGGUGGAUUAGCGACACCAGCAUUAGUAGCCACUGGAGGGGUGCUUGGAGGUGGAUUAAUUGGAGCUGGACUGCAGUCCUUACAACACACUGUGAGCAGAAAGUCCGUUGUUGAUGAGUGUGACAAAAAGCAAUGGCUGAUCAAAGCAGGGAUCGGGUUUGUGGGUGGAGCUGCAACCGGAGGUGCGGCUGUAGGCAUCACAGCAGGAGUAGCGGGCCUCGGAGGCGCCGCCAUGGAGUCUGCUGCUCUCACAAUGGGGCAGUACGUAGGAAUUGGAGCCGGAAGUGGCGCUGUGGGUGGAGCUGCAUCAUCCCUUGCCACAGAUGCUGGCAGGAAGUUUGCGGAUGGAGAGAAUGUUACAUGGAAGCAGGUCCUUGGUCAUGCGGUAUUAGGGGCUGCUGUGGGUGCUGCUGCAGGAGCAACUGGAGGUGCUGUAACCAAGUCCGUUGUUGGCAUUGAAGCAUCUGCAGCCACUGCAAACCUCGAGGGAGAAAUUGGGGAACAGGUUGCUAUACUCACUGGAGCAAGACGUCUUGGCAAAAUUCUCGCCCAAAGAAUUCCUCGCGCGUUAACCGAAAACGGAACGGAGGCGGUCAUGGGUUCUGUCACUCAGUUUACUGAGGAACGACUCGACGAUUCUGUGGAAAAUCGAAGCCCCGGGAAGCACUUGGUGGACGGAGUCCAGAAUGUGGCUGUUAGCAGCGUGAAAGGUCUUGUUCAAGAAAGCGGUAGUGCUAUUGCAUCGCAUGCGUGGAGCGAAUUCAAAGUUGACAAGCGGGUAAAGAAGGAGCACUCUCAGCAGCUCAUCACUCCUUCAGUUGAUGAUGAUACGAGCGUGAUCGGACCCCGUGUGGACUGUGAAAACGAACAUAUCACUCGUGGAAGAGUCAGACGGGAGUUAUCUGAAGAAAACAACGAGCAUCGGAUCAACUGGAGAAACGAUAGCAAAUACUCGUUUUCCUACCAGCCACUUGUCCCGGAGGAAGAUCAAGGAGCCACGCUUAGCACAAUCUUUGAAGAAGAUGGCGUCCGUGACCAAUCCGACGAUGAAACUGUCAGGCAUAGCACAGUUGUUGAUCAUGAAGAUGUCGUCCCCGUACAAUCAAAUGUCAGUGAUGAACCAGAAGACUGCAAAGUGAAAUAUAUAUCUGAGGGUGCUUGGAUCUCCAACAUGGUUGUCAGCUAUUUCCUAAAAGGCAAAAGAAACACACAAGAAGUUCGUGGGAGCGGAAAGUCUGUCACUGUUCCAGGCAACGCAACGCGACUUGAGGUGAAAUUUCAAGUGAAGCGUCCCUUUUGGGGAGAUAUCAAGAAAUACGAUCGUUUCAAAAGGUGUUGGUGCGAGCCCGAUCAGCCUCAUGUCUUCAAGUACAACACUCCACCACCACUUCGCACGUUUACCAUCAGUGGAGGCCUAUGGUAUGAGGCCGUCAUGAGAGUCAGCAAUGAGUAUCACGACGAGACAAAAGAAAUGUGACUUGCUGAGGAUCGCUAUCUGUUCUCUUCGAACUGUGACAUCAACCUCGUUCCCAGGGUCUUUCUCUUGCUCCAGGAGGCGGGAGGAAGGUAGACCUGGGAACGAGGUUGAAUGUAACUUUGUGCGAUUUCAAACUGAAUGUCGGAACUGAUGUUUAUUUUUUUUUUCUACAUCCUGCGAUUGACCUUAAAAACUCGCUUUAUUACAAUAGUAAAUAGUUUUCCUUUGUGGAAAUAAGUUUUCUUUCUUUUCUUGUCUUGCUGACAGGAUAAGCGUGUUUGAAGUUUCCCUACCUGAUCUUACAACCAAUCACAAGAAUUCAAACACCUGUCUUGGCCUAAUGCAUCAGGCAGAAUCCAUGAAAUGUUUUUCUCGCGCCCAGUUGUUCAAAGUACGUUGCGUGACGACUUUCGACCAAACCAACGAAGGGCUACUUUCGAUCUAUCGACAAAUAGUUCACAUACACAGAAAUAAGUUUUGUGGCAAGAAAAUAUAAUCUAACGUCUAAUUUUUUCCAGAACAUGUAGUGUCAGUACUCCAUGCAAAAUGAACUGGAUUCACCAUUAUGGUAUCAGAGGAUAUUUUAUUAGCUCAAAAGAACACUGAUUUUCAGAUUUAUGUCAGAGGUCACUUUAACUUACUAUUAGUUCAAAGAAUAACUGGUUUUGUUUAGGGAAGAUCUCAUUGUCUUCUCCCAGGUAUAGGAAAUUAUGUUAUUAGAUCAAAAGAGGCUUGGUUUCAGACAAGAUUUCUUGUCAUUUUAUAAAUAACUCACACUUAACAAAAUAGUACACAACAAGGCAUAAAACCUAGAUGAAUAAUUAAAAAGAAUAGAAGAGGCACCGUUUGUUAAAGAUGCAAAAUAUGUCUGGUAGUUCCAAUCAUUUAUUCAUAAAAGCAAGUUCUUUGUUUA
Orbicella faveolata is the source of this 5069-nucleotide messenger RNA. RefSeq lists its product as uncharacterized. The record is from RefSeq and is a predicted model, not a curated record. NCBI's taxonomy places the organism in Eukaryota, Metazoa, Cnidaria, Anthozoa, Scleractinia, Merulinidae.